Molecule: messenger RNA, 474 nt
Organism: Alligator sinensis (Chinese alligator)
Lineage: Eukaryota; Metazoa; Chordata; Crocodylia; Alligatoridae
Product: killer cell lectin-like receptor subfamily F member 1
Exons: 3
Coding region: 1-474 (157 amino acids)
Cellular component (GO): plasma membrane
Molecular function (GO): transmembrane signaling receptor activity
Source: RefSeq, a predicted model, not a curated record
AUGAGGAUCCAGAAGCAACAGGAGCGGGCCCAAGCAGGGCAGGAGGGGAACCACAGCCAGGCAGAGCUGCAUGAGACCAGGGUGGAGCUGGCGCAGGUGAAGAAGCAUGCCCAGGACCUUGAGCACAAGCUGAAUGCAUCUUCGAGAGCCCUGGCACAGAUCUGCCAGGUCACAGACUGCUGCUUGGAGCCCUGGGUGCUGUACUGCGGGAAGUGUCUGCUCUUCUUCAAUGAGAAGAAAACCUGGACAGAAAGCCGAGAGGCAUGUACAGGUCAAUUCUCCCGGCUCCUCAUCUUCCGGGACUGGAAGUGCACAACCACACAGGUAUGGGGCCGCCCUGGGGCUGUUUCUGACGGGUCGCUCCCUUCCCAGAGAUUCCCUGGCAGCAUAUAUACCAGGUACUGGAUUGGGCUCCAGUACAAUGUGGCCACUAAAAGAUGGACUUGGAUCGACGGGACUACAUACCUAGGGUGA